AUGCCCUCACAUCAGGCUGCUGGCCUCUCCCCAGCCAGGGGCAGCCCCACCCUAAGAGCAAUGGAGCCCAAGGACCAGCAGCUCAUGGUGGCACUUCGGAUCCGCCCACUCAACAGUGCAGAACUAGAAGAAGGGGCCACCGUCAUUGCCCACAAAGUGGGGGACCAGGUGGUGGCACUCAUGGACCCUGGAGAGGACCCGGAGGACCCCCUGCGCCCACACCGUUCCCGGGAGCGCACCUUCAUUUUUGACACUGUUUUCGACCAGCAUGCAUCCCAGGAGGACGUAUACCAGGCCACCAUUGGGCACCUGGUGGAGGGGAUCAUUUCUGGAUACAAUACCACAGUGUUCGCCUACGGGCCUUCAGGUGCCGGGAAGACAUAUACGAUGCUGGGCAUGGAUGCUGAGCCCGGCAUCUACCUGCAGACCCUCACUGACCUCUUCAAGGCUAUCAAGGAGAAUCAGGACAACACGGAGUACAGCGUGUCCAUGUCUUACCUGGAGAUUUAUAAUGAAGUGAUCCGGGACCUGCUGAAUCCGUCUUCAGGGUUUCUGGACCUCAGGGAAGAUUCGAAAGGCAGCAUCCAGAUUGCAGGGAUUACGGAGGUAUCCACCUCCAACGCCCAGGAGAUCAUGCAGCUGCUCACCAAAGGCAACCGGCAACGGACGCAGGAGCCCACUGCCACCAACAAGACAUCAUCUCGCUCCCACGCCGUGCUGCAGGUUACCGUGCACCAGCGGAGUCGGGCAGCUGACCUGGCUGAGGAAGUGCGGCUGGGGAGGCUGUUCAUGGUGGACCUGGCCGGCUCAGAGCGCGCAGCCCAGACCCAGAACAGAGGCAAAAGGAUGAAGGAGGGCGCACACAUCAACCGCUCAUUGCUGGCUCUGGGCAACUGUAUCAACGCGCUCAGUGAGAAGGGCGGCAGCCGUGCUCAAUAUGUGAACUUCCGUGACAGCAAACUCACACGCCUCCUGAAGGAUGCCCUGGGAGGAAACAGCCGAACGGUGAUGAUUGCGCACAUCAGCCCGGCCAGCUCCAGCUUCGAGGAGUCACGGACCACACUGCUCUACGCCUACAGGGCCAAGAACAUCAAGACUCGGGUCAAGCGCAACCUUCUGAAUGUCUCCUACCGCAUUGCACAGUACACAGACGUCAUCUCCGACCUGCGCAGGGAGAUCGAGCACCUCAAGUCAAAAAUUGAGAAGCAGGACAAGGAAAAGAAAAGAGAGCCUGGUGGCCCAGGUGUGCAAGUCACUGUCACCCCGCAUGACGCCGAGGAGGAGAGCCGGCUGCAGGUGGACAAGAUCCGGGCGCAGCUCAUUGGGGCAUUCAGAGAGCAAAUGGAGAUGCGGCGUAGCCUGGUGGAGCUGGAGAACACCAACAUUGAGCUGCACGUGGACAUGUCCCGCCACCUGCUGACCCUCGCUGACUGGGAGCGGGAGAAGUCCCAGCAGCAGGCGCACAGGGACAGGGGCGAGCUGGACAAGGAUGAGGAGCCGGCGGACGCUGACGCGGACGAGGGGGAGUCGGGGGAGCCGCACGAGGUGGCUCUGGCCAGAGAGGAAGUCAACCUGCUUUUAGCCGAGCAGAGGAAAACCGCAGCCUUGAAGGCCGGGCUGGAGCAGCGCCUGGCCCAUGCCAAGCAGAAGGCAUCACAGAUGGAGCAGCUACUGCCAGAGCAAGUGACCAGCCAGGCCCAGCGAGAGGUCCUCCAGCUGCUGUGCCGGGCCCAUGAGCUGGAGGUAGAGAACACAGAGCUGCAGGCUACCAGUCUGUGCCGGAAGAACCUGCUGGGCCAGAAGGACUUUGUGAUCCAGCGCUACCACCAGCACCGGCUGCUCUGCCAGCAGCUCAUCCAGGGCCAGAGGCAGCUGCUGCGAGACAGCGGCAUCCCGGUGCCGGAGCCCCUGGAGCAGUGCUACCGGCUAUACUCCCAGGAGCUGGGCGAGGGCACGCUGGACCGCCUGCUGCUGCUGCAUUCGGUGAUGGCCAGCUCGCUCCAGGAUGGCUCCAUUCUGAAUUUAUCUCCCCCACCACCCGAGGACUCCAGCCAAGACCAGCCAGAGGACAGGAAGGACCUUCCAGGGGGCACCCCGUUUGAGCUGUCCCCCAUGCUUAUGGAAAGAGACAGUGACAGUCACAAAUCAUCUAAAGCCACGCCACUGAGGAUGCUGGGAAAGCAGGACUCUCUGCUGCCCCCGCCGGCCCUCCGCAUCCUGCUGACUCCACCAGUGCUAGAGACUCCGGGCCCCCUGAGCAUGAAGAGCCUGGUCUCCAGGCUGCACCCCACCGCCAGCCUGGACCUGAGCCCUGCACGGCCGCUGAGCGCCCAGGCCCUUCAGGAGAUGGCCCUGGGGACUAAGACCAUCGCCCUCAUUGCAGCCAGCCGGCGCUGCAAAGCCCAGGAUGGGGAUGGCAGCGCCCUGGACCCCAGGGACCUGAAGCCCCACGCCACAUCGGACAGUUGUCCUGCAGACAGGAGGUGGCCCCAGGCCAGCCCGAUCAUGGACCGUUCCACAGACAGGAAGGCUGGGAGGAAGCGGUCACCCUCCCUCACCUGGCCCACACAGCUGGUGUCAGAGAAACUCCAGGCCCCCUCUGGGGAGCAUGUGGCUGAGAGCCAGCUGUCCCCAGCCCACCUGCAGCCAUCCAAAUCACCAGGGAAGAGCUUCUUCCCUGCCGUCCCCUCGGCCUCCAAGAUGAAACCCAGCCUCAGCUCACACACAGAUGAGAACACACUGCAGGUGCCCGAGGUCAGCUUCACCUUUCCCAGCGCCAUGUGGCAGGGCAGCACGGUCCCCAGCAGGCAGCCCCUGCUGCCUCGAGAAAUCCGAGGGUCCACCGACAGUGGAGGCCGACGCCACAGCCCUCUGCCCCCCAGCACCCCCCACCGGCUUCAGAGCAGCAGUGCCAAGAGACAUCGACGACCCAGAUAG
Dipodomys spectabilis (banner-tailed kangaroo rat) is the source of this 2937-nucleotide messenger RNA. RefSeq names its product kinesin-like protein KIF19. Lineage: Eukaryota; Metazoa; Chordata; Mammalia; Rodentia; Heteromyidae. Gene Ontology annotation, biological process: microtubule-based movement. The coding region runs from base 1 to 2937 and encodes 978 amino acids. The transcript has 21 exons. The record is from RefSeq and is a predicted model, not a curated record. Gene Ontology annotation, molecular function: ATP binding; microtubule motor activity; microtubule binding.